AUGUCGAAUGACUGCAAACUGAUCAAAGAUCUUCGUGACAAGAUCUCAAAAUUGGUCGCCGUGGUAAAGGAGCAUCGUGCGGAGGCCAAACAAGUCAACGAGCCACCGAAGCCGGAAGAGAUUGAAAUGGAGGUUUUCUACAGACGUCCGUUAGUGACCAUCAAAGAGCCAGCUUACGAGGAGAGAUGGAGUGUUAUUCGUCGUCGUCCAGGAACACCAACCGCACCGAUCGACAUCAUUUAUCCAGUCCGCGAGCAAGACUGGUAA
This is a messenger RNA of Caenorhabditis briggsae, 267 nucleotides long. NCBI's taxonomy places the organism in Eukaryota, Metazoa, Nematoda, Chromadorea, Rhabditida, Rhabditidae. The coding region runs from base 1 to 267 and encodes 88 amino acids. The record is from RefSeq and is a predicted model, not a curated record. The transcript has 2 exons.